AUAAAUUGGUUUGGGAGCGUUGAUUCAGAUUCAUGUGUUUCUCUUUCAAGCAAAUUCAAUAAGGAAUUGAAGAAAGGGACACUCAACCAGAUAGCUCACCUCCCUCCAAAACGCUGUCAAUCGAAGAGUUUUAGCCCUUGGUUUCUGCCCUGGAUAGCCUAUACGUAGUCCGAGUCUCGAUCUGGGCUUCCGAUUUGCCAAUUAGGUCAUUUCCAGAAAUUCGAUAUGGAUCUGGCCCUUCUUGUGCCAUCGGAAUCUUGAGCUGCGAUCUGUUUUCUAAUUCAUACUGGCUCUAUUUUCAUUGAUUUCAAGGUUGAGGAAGAAGAAUCGAGAUUCUUUGGUUGUUUUCUGAAAGCAAGAGAGACCGAGUUGCGUAUUUGUGCUUUAAAGAGGCGAUUCAAUGGAGGCAGAGACAGAAGUGAGUAUCAAAUUCAGACUCACCGAUGGCACUGAUAUUGGACCAAUCAAUUAUAAGUCCAGUAACACUGUUGAAUCUCUCAAAACGAAAAUAAUUGAACUAUGGCCCAAAGAAAAACAAAAUGGGCCCAAGUCAAUAAAGGAUGUGAAGCUCAUUGGUAAUGGAAAGAUACUUGAAAACAGUAAAACAGUUUCUGAAUCAACGCCUAUUGUCCCAGAAGUUGCAGCAGCUGGCAUUACUAUGCAUCUUCUUGUGACCCCCAAGGCUGACAAAAACAAAGAUAAACAGAACGAAGAUGAUACCCCAAUAAAGAGCGGCCGGUGUUCAUGCUCAAUCUUGUAACUCAUCUGACUCAUAAACACUAAUCCAGCCCAUAUCAAAUUCUCACUCAGUCCGUAUCUUCUAAAGAAUCUCCCUUGUCUUAUGGAUUGGUUAAAGUUGUUCCUUGUAAAUUGAAAAUUCCUGGUAGAAGCUAGCAGAAGUUAAGGAAGGCGGUAUGGCGGUUUUUGCUUGCUUCACAAGUUUGAAAACCAACUUUUUCUGUUGGUACCCAUAAUGUGGGAAGGGAAACCCAUUGCCGUUGAGAAGAUCAUGUAUUGGCUUUAUCUUUUACCAGUUUGUGUUUUGUUUUGUUUGGAAUUCAUUGUUACCGGACUUGUUGAAACAAAGUGUGGCUAUACAAUUGAUGCUCAUGUUUACACUAUGAUGAUCAUGUUUCCUUUACCAAUUGAUGCUACUAUACUCUCAUAUAAGUCAUCUUGCUCUGCUUUAUGCUACUUUAUUACUUACUCAUACUCCUUUUUGCCUUUUGAUUUUUGAACAUUGAUUAUGACUUAUAAGAGUGUCUACUACAUGAUCUGUUUA
Messenger RNA from Cuscuta epithymum, 1282 nucleotides. The record is from the annotation of a GenBank genome assembly. NCBI's taxonomy places the organism in Eukaryota, Viridiplantae, Streptophyta, Magnoliopsida, Solanales, Convolvulaceae.